UCCAUUUGUCCAUAGUUCGUUAAUUGAUUCUGUGUCUUUAGAAUUCUUCCUCAUCUCUAGUGUUUAUUAUAUUCUUAAGCAUCCACCACCCCGUUCCAGCCAUCUCUUUUUUGUCUCUCUCCCUCGCACAAUGGAUUUCUUUGGAUCUGAUGAGUUUUUGGUGAUGUUCGUGCCCAUCUUAGUUUAUUGGAUCUACUCGGGGAUCUAUGAGGUGUUGAGUCCUUUGGAGAAAUAUAGGUUGCACUCAAAAAGAGAUGAGGAUAUCAAGAAUUUGGUUUCAAAGCGGGAUGUACUUAAAGGGGUCCUCUUCCAACAAGCAAUUCAGGCGACCAUUUCACUCAUUGCAUGCAAGAUGAGUGGUCAAGAUGCUGAAGCCGCCACAAACUCAGACUCGUCUCUUCUUACGGUGGCAAGACAAUUUUUCGUUGCGAUGGUCGUCUUCGAUACAUGGCAAUACUUCGUGCACAGAUACAUGCACCUCAACAAGUUUCUCUACCGCAACAUCCAUUCAUGGCACCACCGCAUCGUGGCACCAUAUGCGUUCGCAGCACAAUACAAUCAUCCGAUCGAUGGAAUCGUAACGGAGACCCUCUCAGGCGCCAUGGCAUUCUUCAUCUCUGGAAUGUCCACCAGGACGUCCAUCUUCUUCUUCUCCUUUGCUACCAUCAAAGGAAUCGAUGACCACUGCGGGCUAAUGCUUCCUUGGAACCCUUUCCACAUGCUGUUUCGCAACAACACUGCGUACCAUGAUAUCCACCACCAGCUUGCAGGCAGCAAGUGCAACUUCGCACAGCCCUUCUUUGUUGUGUGGGAUAAGAUACUUGGAACUUACGAGCCUUACACCAUUGAGAGGAGGGUUGGUGGUGGCUUUGAAGCCCGAGUGGCAAAACGUUCGACUUGAUCCACAACUUUCUCAGGAGCGCAUAUAUGUAGCCAUAAAUGUUUAUUGUAACCUAGGAUGGCAAGGUGAUUGAUUAAGCAAGGCGUGUAUAUUGUGGUAGGAGAAUGAUAUAUACAUCUGCUUUUUAUAAAUCUUUUCCCUAGUUUCUUGUUCUUUCUUGAUGCUUCAGCAUCAGAAAAAUUAAGAUGUAUACAAGAGCCUGAAGAUCUUGAUGAUGAUAUGUGACUUGGAUUGACCAAUAAAAUUUUUUUAAGAUUCUAGUC
This is a messenger RNA of Elaeis guineensis (African oil palm), 1164 nucleotides long. RefSeq names its product sphinganine C4-monooxygenase 2. The record is from RefSeq and is a predicted model, not a curated record. NCBI's taxonomy places the organism in Eukaryota, Viridiplantae, Streptophyta, Magnoliopsida, Arecales, Arecaceae. Gene Ontology annotation, molecular function: iron ion binding; oxidoreductase activity. Gene Ontology annotation, biological process: lipid biosynthetic process.